AUGUCGAUUUUGCAGAGUCUCGGUUUCAGUGGCAGCGCGCAGUUGCUUGUCGAGACACCGACUGAAUCACAAGCAGAGGAGAGCGAAGCAGAGCCAGCCGCAACGGAGUCACCGAACGCCGUACAGCCAACACAAGCCCUGGCGCCAUUGAAAGAGGGUGAUUUCGAGACGCAGCCGAGGCCGACCGUCGGCACAGCAGAAGGGCUGCAGGAACCUAGCGAAGGAACUCAUCAGAGCAUUGAGGAAAGCUCUGUUGACAUGGAAGACAUUGGCAUUCCCGAAGAUUAUACUAUGACAUUGUCGAAGAAUGACACAGACGUGACUACUGACUUCGAGGGUACUACCAUGCCCUUUUUUGGUACUACCAUACCCUAUGACAACAUCACCGAGAGCAUAUAUACUGACGUACCUGACAACAGUAGCUCCAAGAUGCUGAGUGUGAUUCCGACUGACGUCUAUACGGAAACGACGGCUGGGCACCUCAUUACCAGCGCCUCUGCUGACGACAGCGACAUGACCACUGAAUAUACUAACGGUCCAAACAUAGCCGCUGGAUUUUCUAACACAGCCACUGAAUAUACUAAUGCACCCAACAAUACCACUGACUUCAAUAACACGCCCAGCAUAGCCACUGAGUAUACUGACAAACCCAGUAUGUCCACUGGGUAUACUGAAACACCCAGCAUAUCUACUGAGUAUACUGAAACACCCAGUAUAUCCACUGAGUAUACUGAAACACCCAGUAUAUCCACUGAGUAUACUGACUCACCCAGCAUGUCCACUGAGUAUACUGAAACACCCAGUAUGUCCACUGAGUAUACUGAAACACCCAGCAUAGCCACUGAGUAUACUGACACACCCAGCAUAGCCAAGUAUACUGAAACACCCAGUGUGUCCACUGAGUAUACUGACACACCCAGCAUAGCUACUGAGUAUACUGACACACCCAGUAUGUCCACUGAGUAUACUGACACACCCAGCAUAGCCACUGAGUAUACUGACACACCCAGCAUAGCCACUGAGUAUACUGACACACCCAGUGUGUCCACUGAGUAUACUGACACACCCAGCAUAGCCACUGAGUAUACUGACACACCAAACAUAUCCACUGAGUAUACUAACACACCCAGCUCAGCCACAGACAUUACUUCCGCUAGCAAAAUGUUAUCUGAUUUACCCAGUGCUACCAAUUUCUAUACAGAUAUAUUAACUAAAUUCACUGAUAUAGCCGGUAUUUUCUCCACAAGUGCCUAUACCGACGAAUACUCUGAAUAUACUAAUGAAUAUGACAACACGCCCCAUGACAGCACCGUCCUAUCAACUGACACGACUACAUAUAUGAGCAGAGAAACUCCAUAUUCGGCUCCUCAAACUAACAGCGUCACAGAAAAUUUCAACAUGGUGGCAGAGCAGGCCAGUAUAACCACAGAAGUUCCCAGUGCAUCCACAGAAAGCACGGCCAUGAUAAAAAACCGUGAUAUAUCCCCAGAAGAAAACUCUAAGGUAAACGGGGAACACGAAAGAAUCAGAGAAAAUGCUGGAACAACUACAGAGGACUUUACUAUGGUGUCAACAGACUUGGGUGUAUCUACUGACUCUGCAGACGGUUUCGACUUACGUAAAGAAAUAUUAGGUGUGACCCAUGGAUUUGGCACGACUGCUGAAAGCUAUGAUAUUUCCGGUACCUACGAGAUAGAAGCAGAUGUCCCUGAUGUAACAACUCAGCGCGACCACAUGUCCACCGUAAUAGAUAAUUUAAUUACUGAUGAUUACAAUGAUAAGACGACAGAAAACCUAGAGCUACCAAGUGACGCCACUGAUAAUCCCAUCGCCAACAUAGUUAUAACUAUUAAUAUCCUUACAGAUACCAUGGAUACCUCUACUGAGAAAACUAUGCACAACAUAGUUAGAGGAACUAAUACAUCUGAAGACAAUGCAAUAAUUACCACCGUUGAACCAACCAUGCCCAUAAACACGAACAGAAUCACCAUGACCCCCAGCUAUAUAGAAAUGACCACAGAAAACAUAAGUUCAAUUAGUGAAAGCAUAAUCUAUACUUCAGAACCAACCGUAGCGUUUCAUCAUCCCAGUGAGUCGGAUAUUUACGAUAAUGAGGGAGCCAAAACUCCCAACGAUGCCAUGGCUUAUUCAUCGGAAUCUUUCGCUGAGGUGACCACGCCCCGAGGGCAGGCAACCGCGUCCAUGAAAUGGGAAGGAGUGCGUGAUGAACCGGGGUCGAAGGAUCCGUUGGGCCAGGGAGAAGGCGCGUUUGGCCAAGAGGAAGAGGAAAAGCCUUCAUUUAAUGCAGUCCUUACCCCGCCACCCUCUACGGAAAGGAUUAACCCGGAUGUGUUUUCCAGUCUGUUCUUCCCCGGCAAUCCUCAGGACUCACAGGCUCCGGCCAAGGGCACCAUCGUCGACUUGUUCGAUAUCAGAAACCCUCUUCGACCUGCCAUUCGACCGCCUUUCCCCGACCUCUUCGGCCUCGACGGGCCUCUCCUGCGACCUGACCUCCAGCUGGUGUCUUGCGACGACGGGAACAACGAGUGCAUCCACUGGGCGCGCGGGGGAGGCUGCGCGUGCGCCCCCGGCCGAGCCCGACGCCAGUGCGAGUGGCAGAUGUACGUCCAGGAAACGUGUCCUUGGUCCUGUGGCCUUUGUCCCUGAGGACCGUCGCCUUUUUGCACAUAUAUAUUUACUCUUUUAUGUAAUGCUGUGAUUGAAUCAUUAUCUCUUAUAAUGAAAUACCCUUAAGUGCUGUGAAAUUAUAACAAAUGAGUGUAAAAUAUCUUAGGUCAGCAUUUUGACUCUUCGUCAUUUUUAUUUGUUGUCUCCUGAUAGUAUAAUAUUUCACCUAAAAGGCUGGUCUUAGUAAAUCUAAUUCAGACUAUGUAUUUAGAAAGCCAUUCGGCGGAUAAGAUGUAAAUAAAAUUUCUGACACAAUAUUUCUUUUAUUAAUGAAAUCUACAUUAAAAGAUUUAAACAACGGAAGCCUACCACACUGACAACUAGUUAAUAAAUAUAUGGUAUGAGUAACAAUCUUUAUAGAAAAGUAUGUGUAUAUUUACGUUUGAGAGUGCAGCUUUAAAGGUGACAAACUAAUCCUAAUCUGACAAUCAAAGGCAAUGAUCAUUAUAAU
Messenger RNA from Penaeus monodon (black tiger shrimp), 3139 nucleotides. RefSeq names its product galactose-specific cell agglutination protein gsf2-like. Lineage: Eukaryota; Metazoa; Arthropoda; Malacostraca; Decapoda; Penaeidae. The record is from RefSeq and is a predicted model, not a curated record.